GUUUGAAAGGGAGGUAACUGAAAUCACGCACAAGUUACGUCCCCUAAAGUUGUGAGUACAUGUAUGUUAAGACACAAACAAUUGCCAGCAUAGUGCAACCAAUAAAAAGUAAACAAAUUUAAUAGAAAAGCUAAUGUUUCAUGCGGGAAAUUUUCAAAUAAACAAUGUCGGAGCUGAAUCCAGUGGCAAUUAUUUUGGUUACGUCAGGUACAAGAGGAGACCGACUUCUGUUUCGUUAUCCCUUUGAGUCUGAAAAUGUCAAAGAAAGCUCGUUCAUAUCGCGGCAAAAUCCAUACGCCCUUAAGAUUUCUGAAGACAGGUUAUCCGAAGGAAGAAAGCAACAAACAUCAACACUGAUUCACAAUAGCAUGUUAGUUGGAUUUGAAGACAAAACUCUUGCAAACCUGUUGGCAGUUAAAACAAGACUUUGUGGCAGCAAGUUCAAUGUAAAGAUCGACGAAGUCAGAUUUGUGGGGUUUCCAGUGCAGCUAGAACAUUCACCGAAGUCCACAUCAAAACAGCAGCAAACACAGAAUGUCACAGGGAAACACCAUCGGAUCAACACUGUCAAUGCUGUAUUUGCCUUGAGAGCCAACAUUAUAGAUUCUGCAAUAGACUGCUACCAUACUUUGGCCAAACAGCUUAUAGUUGCUUUGCGCCAUGAAGAAGAGCGGUGUCAGUACCUAUCGUUACAGUCCAAGAUCAUUCGCUCAGUGUUUGAUGAAGUAGCAGCCCUACCAGAGGAUUGUAUUAAGAAUCCUUUCCGCCUCAUCCUUCAGAGGAGUCAGAUAGCCAAGGAACUCAAGCAAGUUUAUGUGGGUCUUGUUGAGAGGGGAAUGGUUUCUCUUCAUAUUAACAGAUGGAUUGAAGUUAAUUUCUGUAUGCCUCACAAGGUUCAUGUGAUUGUCACAGGAUCCCAUGUAAUACAUCUUGAACCAGAGGACAUGAAACGAUGUCUGUCAUCUUUGCGGCCAUAUCAUGGACUGCUUUUCCUACAGCCAGAAGGUGAAGUCUUGGACAGCCUCCCCAUGGAUGCAUCCCCAGCUUUGGUGCGGAUGAUCAAGAUGGUCACUCCACUAAAGAACUUGCAAACGUUGGCCCUGGACUGCGAUCUUAGCCUGUCACAGGUAUUUGCACUGGCAUGCCAUCUGGUGUAUUGGGGCAAAGCUAGAGUCAUCUACCCUCUGUGUGAGAGUAAUGUUUACAUUCUGUCACCAAUGGCUAACACGCUGGUCAACUCCACAUUGGUGGAAGAUUUUGUGGAGCAUUUUCCAGGCAGAUCACUGCAUCUGGAGCUCUCUGAGUUCUCACUGCCAUGCCUGCUGAGAGAGAAGCGAGACAUGCUGGAGCAUCCACAGCUGCAGGCACAGAGAGUGCAGAUUGUGGUCUGGAUGCUGCAGCAGGGGCUUCUCAUGCAGCUGCACACCUACAUAUUCUUUGUGCGCCCAGACAGAAAAGGCCAGGGUUCUUUUGGAGCCAGUAUCUCUAUAGCAGAAUUUUCAUCUUCUAAUAUACACCCGCAGGUAGUUGAGGAGUCGUUUUUUAGUUACGUGAUGGAUGACCAUACUAACCUGGAACGAGCACCAAGUAUGUCUGAUGUGGCAUCCAUCAAUAGUGAUGAAAGCGCAAGUGGAUUACCUGUGCCUUCAGCCAUGAUUUUACCUGGCUUAUUGUCUUCCAUGACAGGCAAACAUUUAUCCAAGUCUCCAUCUCUUGAGGUUUCCAGUGAUGGAACCAUUGUUACAGAGGAAAUGAAAGCCCAGUGGCAGAAGCAUGGCACCCUGCUGAAAGAAUUGAGUGCUGCUGACAAAGCAGCUGUGCUUAAGUGCCCAGCAGCCAAAAAUCUUGAUGAUCUGCAGCUCUUUGCCAGACUUUUUCCUUACUUCAAUGGCAAACAUCAUUUGGAAGAGAUAAUGUUCUAUGAAAACAUUCGCAGAUCACAGUUACUGACCUUAUUAGACAAGUUCAAGGAUGUGUUAAUCACAUGCUGCCACCAAGAUCUGGCGACAACUUUUUAUGUGAGGUGAAUAUUGUGUGGCUUUCACCUAUCGCCAUCAUCAUAAAAUUUCAAUCAAACUGUGCUUUUCAGGCAAGACGUGCAUUUAAAUUCUAUCAGCCAGAGUGGACAUUGAGUAUGGCUGUCAUGAGAGCCAACUGCGAUGUCGUUCAUGGUGAAGGCAGCAUUGUGCCUUUUAUUUGUGAGAGCCAAAUGCGAGUCCUUAUUGUGAUGAAGUUAUUGAUGUGAUUUUAUGGGACUGUCCACCUUCACAUUUUAUUAAUUUAUUAACCUUUUAUAUAAUAAUAACAAUAAUAAUACAGCUUUAUAUAGCACAUCUUUCCAAUGUACAAGAGACUGUGCUCAGAUCCUUACAUUACUGACUGGUCAAGUGCUGAUUUGGAAAAUGAACAAAACUGGUUACACAGAACAUUAAAAUACUGAUAAAGACAAUUACAGUCUGUGUCUGAAAAACAAUGCUAUUGUUUACAUUUUAGAAGGAAAUGGUGAAAGAAGAAAAAAGUAAACAAAACACUGGGAAAAGAAUGAUUUUGUUCAAUGGUCUAGUAUGGGCGUAGUAAAAUAUUCGUAGUAAAAAUUUUUGGUGGAAACAAGAAAGUUCACAGAAAAUGCUUUGAGAAUCUUACCAAGAAUUGGGAUGCUGUUAUGUUUAGAAGAAUACUCUUCUGCCCAAACAGAGUACUGAAAAGAAGAGGCACUGAACUAUUUGGAAUUACUUGCAAAGUUGUACUUGCUAGUGCUAUUGUGCUAUUUGUACAUGUAAAAUGGAGACUGCUGUGUACAAAGAUAACAGUCUAGGAUCAAGGUAUUAAGUUGAAAAAAAUCCCCAGAGAAUGGUAAUGAUUACAUGCUUGUGAAUUCCUUGUGUCACAAAGUUAUAAAUAUGAGUAGCUUUUAAGUUGAGCAUUUACUUCAUAUGUGCAUGCUUCUUUAGUGAUUUGAAAACCAUUUGGGCAUUUUUGUUGAAUAUGAGAAAGAUUAAUUUUGUGACGGGUUGUGUAACUUCAUGUCAGCAUUUUGCAAAAUUGGUCCAAGAUAGUCAUGACAGUCAGUAGAACACAAUUCACUUUAAGAUAACAUCAGUGCCACAUCAUACAAACAUAGGGCAGCAUUUUCAAGUUUUAUAGAGAAUGGCAAGAUAGAUACAGACCUGAAUGCCCAAACCAAACAAUAACAGCUUCAGUUGACCCACUCAUUAGACUCCUGGCCAUGUGAUGUGUAGCUAAUCAAUACAGUGUUCCUACCUACCCUAGCCAAUCAGUUCUAGACUUGGAUGCUGACCAAGGCCAGGAAACAAAACUAAUGUGAAUUGAGAUGUCUUAGAUGGGCAUUGAACAAGACUAGGAGAGACAUGAUCAGAAAUGAAAAAAAAUCCAAGAGAUGGUAGGGGCUAUGCCAGUAUAUGAGCACAUUCAGCAGCAGAGUUCACAUGGCCACGCUGCACUAAACCAUCAGCUGCCUUCUCAAUGUCCCUAUGAUACUUCAAGAGUAUUAGCGGAUGAUAAAGAAGGUGAUAGGCUAAUGCAAUGUUAAUUUAUCUGUUAAGAUGGUCAGACAGUUCUGGGCUUAAUGUCUGUGGAGAAUAAUGGCUAGUCUUGGAUUGUUUGUUAGCGUUGUAAGUCUUAACCGGUGAAACUGAAUUCAAUAGCUUAAAGAUAUGACCUUUAUCUUGUAAUUGUUUACCUUGCAUUACCAUUACUCCAUUCUAUUCCGAUAUUUUUUAGAACUUAUUUGUCCAUUAAGUGAACAAAAUUUGUUACCCUCUGUGGUUGUUGACUAAUAAUUUAAGAAAAUUACUACUACUACUUACCCAUCCUACACUAAAACAAAUCCUGUUUUUAUCAGUUUUCCUCUUUAGUUUCCAGUCCUUUGUGUUACAGGCUAGUGCCCAUAUAGCAGAAAGGGUACUAUCAAAAGGAAUUGUAGGCUAAACAUAUUUUGAUAUUUUGUGGUUCAUAAUUUUUAAUGAAAUCAAGAGGUGGGAAACAGCAUAAUACUUGACAUGCAGAGCUUCCAUGGUAUCGUAACAGCUUUUUUCCCCCAAGACUUUCAUGUUUUCUUCAUAUUGUCAGAUAUUACUGGCUCCUUGUUAAGUCAAAGAAGACCUUUACAGAAGAAGGUGACUUACAUUCCAAAUGGAGAUAGAUUGUUCACUUAAAAAACAUUAAUAGGUAUUGUGUGUGACUUGUUUCAUUAAAGGCAGAACUUUUUAUGGGUGGUUUUUAAAAUGGUUUUGCCCGGGCAAGGGAAGGUAGGAUUAACGGGGUAGUAUUGGAGACAACUGACCACUAAUUGUCAUCACUGUGUGUACACCUACAUUCCCUCACGUUCGAAAUCAUUCUUUUUCUACGGUCCGAAGAAGUUCUGUCUUUAACAGUCUUUCAUGAAAACUCUGAAAUAUUGAUUGAGAAGAUGAGGCAGGGGCAACAAAAGGUUAGACAAUCAGACUAGUGAGAUGAUUGUGGAUGAUAGGGUUAGCACUUGUGCAAAUCGAAUAUUUUUAUGUAAAAUAACUUUAACUAGUUCUUUAUUCUUUAUAUGAAAUGUAUUCUCAAGUAUAUCAAUAAAAUUCAUUGAUGUACAGUUUAGCAUUAAUCAUAAUUAGCUAAUAAGAAAAAUUUAGAUAAAAUUAAAUGGUUGAUUACAUCUUUGUAAAGUCUGAAUAUUUUUGUUACCUUUGGGUUUGCAUGAGACUUCCACAAAGUUUAUCCAUAUUGGUACUAAUACCAUUGCAUGAUGGAUGGGCAGAGUACUAAUAGGGUGACUGAAUGUCUACAUGUACAAAUCACAGAUUUGUGUGUCAUCCUCAAUUUCAUUUAAAGACUUGCUUUUACAAAAGAUAUUUUGAUAAAUGGAGCAUUUGUCAUGACAAAUUAAAGUACACACUAUUUUUUUUUAACCAUGAAUACUUUUAUAGUUAUUUUCUAACUUUCUAACUUAAAGCACACUGGUACAUUUUCAUGACAAGGAUAUGCUAGGUGUUUCUGAAGUAUUCAAUGAAAAUAAAUGUUUAAAAAGCGUAAAGCCUUAGAUGAGACAUUUGCAAAUACCCACAAAGAAGUAAAAGGAGCUUGGUUCUUGACAGCUAAACUACUUUACAGCUUGAGAAUUAUAGGGAUUGGCAAAUGUAAUACCAGAUAUGAUGCAUAUACAAAUUUUUUUGAACUAGUUACCCUGAAUUUGUCUAGAAUGUUAUUACUAUCCACCUUUGCCUUCAAUUAAAAGUGAACAGAAUUCCACUGCUCUUUUUC
Messenger RNA from Pomacea canaliculata, 5268 nucleotides. Its product is annotated as GATOR complex protein NPRL3-like. Gene Ontology annotation, cellular component: GATOR1 complex. The coding region runs from base 165 to 2027 and encodes 620 amino acids. The transcript is spliced from 6 exons. Lineage: Eukaryota; Metazoa; Mollusca; Gastropoda; Architaenioglossa; Ampullariidae. The record is from RefSeq and is a predicted model, not a curated record. Gene Ontology annotation, biological process: TORC1 signaling; cellular response to amino acid starvation; negative regulation of TORC1 signaling.